Messenger RNA from Thalassophryne amazonica, 2280 nucleotides. It is a transcript of the gene dnaja2a, whose product is annotated as DnaJ heat shock protein family (Hsp40) member A2a. Gene Ontology annotation, cellular component: cytosol; cytoplasm. Gene Ontology annotation, molecular function: Hsp70 protein binding; ATP binding. The transcript is spliced from 9 exons. The record is from RefSeq and is a predicted model, not a curated record. Lineage: Eukaryota; Metazoa; Chordata; Actinopteri; Batrachoidiformes; Batrachoididae. The coding region runs from base 79 to 1320 and encodes 413 amino acids. Gene Ontology annotation, biological process: response to heat; protein refolding.
CCGGGCAUCAAGACAAGAGGAGAUUUUCCGCCGGCUCUUUUUCUCUUUGUCUCUCCACCUUCUCGCUGUAGCAACAUCAUGGCUAAUGUCGCCGACACAAAACUAUAUGACCUUCUCGGGGUAUCGCCAUCUGCGUCCGAGAAUGAACUGAAGAAGGCAUACAGGAAACUGGCAAAAGAAUACCACCCAGACAAGAACCCAAAUGCGGGUGACAAGUUCAAAGAAAUUAGCUUUGCCUAUGAUGUGCUGACCAACCCUGAAAAGAAAGACUUGUAUGAUCGCUAUGGAGAACAAGGCUUGCGGGAAGGAGGUGGAGGUGGCCCGGGUAUGGACGACAUCUUCUCCCACAUCUUUGGAGGUGGACUCUUUGGUUUCAUGGGUGGCCAGAGCAGUCGUUCCCGAAAUGGGGGUCGAAGGAGAGGAGAGGAUAUGGUCCAUCCGCUCAAGGUAUCACUGGAAGAUCUUUAUAAUGGAAAAACGACAAAACUGCAACUUAGCAAGAAUGUACUCUGUAGCACUUGUAAUGGGCAAGGUGGUAAGACGGGCGCUGUACAAAAGUGCACAACUUGUAGGGGUCGUGGCAUGCGUGUAGUGAUCAGACAGCUGGCCCCAGGGAUGGUCCAACAGAUGCAGUCGGUGUGUACCGAUUGUAAUGGAGAAGGUGAAGUUAUUAGUGACAAAGACCGGUGUAAAAAAUGUGAAGGCAAGAAGGUUGUGAAGGAGGUGAAGAUUCUGGAGGUGCAUGUGGACAAAGGCAUGAAGCAUGGCCAGAAAAUUACCUUUGGAGGAGAAGCCGACCAGGCACCUGGCGUCGAGCCAGGAGAUAUUGUACUUGUUCUGCAAGAAAAAGAACAUGAGACAUUCAAGCGUGAUGGCAACGACCUCUUUAUGAACCACAAGAUUGGCCUUGUGGAGGCGCUGUGCGGUUUCCAGUUUAUGCUGAAACAUUUAGAUGGCAGACAAAUCGUUGUUAAGUACCCUGCCGGCAAAGUCAUUGAACCAGGCUCAGUGAGGGUGGUGCGAGGAGAAGGCAUGCCACAGUAUCGUAACCCCUUUGAGAAGGGAGAUCUGUAUGUCAAGUUUGAUGUCCAGUUCCCCAGCAACAACUGGAUCAGUCCUGAGAAACUUGCGGAGCUGGAGGACAUGCUGCCCUCACGGUCAGAGCCACCAAUCAUCACUGGAGACACGGAGGAGGUGGACCUGCAGGAUUACGAUGUUAACCAGAGCUCGUCAUCAGGUGGCCGCAGAGAGGCCUACAACGACAGCUCUGAUGAAGAGGGUGGCCACCACGGUCCGGGGGUGCAGUGUGCCCACCAGUAGUCUCAUUCUCUCAUGUGCGCACAAACACAAGACCCUCACCCAGCAAGGCGAGAGAAUGUGAACGCUGCAUAGCAAACAGGGCGAUAGGUCAGAUAGAAACACCGAGUUCACCAGGCACAGAUCAAAGCUACCUACCAUAUGGAGUCGUGUCACCUGAAGUGUUAAUCCUUCUUAUUCUUCCUAUUGUUGACCUGUGUGCUUGAGUUGGUUUGAUCUUGGUCUGAGGAACUCAUUCUUACACUCUGGGCAGCCACAAAGUUUAUCGCACUGCUGCACAGAAAACAGAUUUAGUAAAGCUAAGGGAGAAGUCAUUUAAAAUGCGCAGUCCCCCCCUCCCCCCAAAGCACCUGUAACGUAUCAGAAACAAAUGGUUGCGACAUUCCACGCCACUGUGACCGUGAUCUGGUGUUAAUUCAUCCCUCUGUUCAAGUCCCGCGGAUGAGCAGGGACUCCAGAGCCGUUUAAUGUUAAAGAUCUGUUUCUGAGCUUGUCUGUGUGUCUUGCCUUUUUGUUUUCAUAGUAUUUACAAUAAUUAAUUUAAAAACUAACCAAUGUGCAUACACAGAAAAGCCGCUGAGCAGUGUAUGAAUAACGUGCAGGUCCCUGGACGUAUGUAUUGGAUUAAUUUACUCAGUGUCUUUUGUAAAGGUUUUGAUUUUUACUGCUUUAUUUUCAUUGUAGAUUUUUACUUGUUUUCCUUUAUAUUUUAAGUCCAAGACAGAAAAUUUAGUUGUUAAUGUCAUUGACCUGGUUGUUGGAAAAGUUUCAUCAGCUGCUGUGAAUUAUUUUUUUUCUUUCCCCCCCUCUUCAAAGGAAAAAUGAGAAGUAAGGGGGCACAUUAUAGCUUCAAUCUGUGCUGAAACCAUCUGCAUGUAAAAAGCUUUGGUUCCUGCACUUAACCACCAAACCGGGCAGCAUACUUCUAUGAUACGAAGUUGUUGAAUAAAUUGCUAAACUAUA